AUGUGGCCAUCCGAUAACCCAAUCUCAGCCUAUGGCCUCACAGCUGUUCUGUCAUCAGCUACUACUCUUCUCGCAACCGAUCCACCAGCAACGCCUGCUCCAUUCAUUGCAGUGACCGAAGUCCCGACUCCAGAAACGCCUCUCACCCAGCGGAUCAAUGAGUAUGCAAAGUCUCAUCUUCCUGAGCCGACAUACAAUCAUUCCCUUCGCGUUUAUCAUUUUGGGCUUGCGAUUAAGCGGUACAGGUUCCCUGAAUGGGCCUUCACCGAUGAAACAUACUUCCUUGCCUGUCUGCUUCACGAUAUCGGAACAACCCAAGAUAACUUGGAGGCCACUAAAAUGAGCUUCGAAUUCUUUGGGGGGUUGAAAGCACUGGAAGUUCUGCAGAACCUACAACCUUCCUUUGUAGGAGGCUCGGUGGCAGUCGCCCCGAAAGAUCAGGCAGAGAGCGUGGCAGAAGCAGUUAUGCGGCAUCAAGACUUGUGUGAAAAGGGCAAAAUCACAGCUCUCGGUCAACUGCUUCAGCUGGCAACAAUCUUUGACAACACUGGCUCAUAUGCCAAUCUCAUUCAUUCCUCAACUAUCCAAGAUGUUUCUAGCCAUUUCCCUCGUCUGAGAUGGAGUGGGUGCUUCGCUAGUACCAUUCAUGAAGAGAAUCGGCUCAAGCCCUGGGCACACACAACGACACUUGGCGAGGAAGAAUUCCCCAAUAAGGUGCUAGGAAAUACUCUUAUGGCAUCUUAUGAAUGA
Penicillium hordei is the source of this 750-nucleotide messenger RNA. Its product is annotated as cyanamide hydratase. NCBI's taxonomy places the organism in Eukaryota, Fungi, Ascomycota, Eurotiomycetes, Eurotiales, Aspergillaceae. The record is from RefSeq and is a predicted model, not a curated record. The transcript is spliced from 2 exons. The coding region runs from base 1 to 750 and encodes 249 amino acids.